This is a messenger RNA of Suillus paluster, 2088 nucleotides long. RefSeq lists its product as uncharacterized. The record is from RefSeq and is a predicted model, not a curated record. The transcript has 4 exons. Bases 86 to 1825 code for a protein of 579 amino acids. Lineage: Eukaryota; Fungi; Basidiomycota; Agaricomycetes; Boletales; Suillaceae.
ACUGGUGGCCCACUCUCAAAUGUAUUUUGACAGUGACAUUCCUACAGACCAUCCGGUAUCGUGCACUAUUGGCCAAUAACACUGCAUGCGCUUGCAUACAGGCUCUCAGCUGGCAUGUCUCCUACUACUGGUGCACGCUGUCCAACAAGUAGCUGGAGUCAACUUCACUCAAUGUCUGAUUGGCAUUGUAGCGAAUGCGAAUGCGAAUGCUACCCAGAAUUUAACUGGUCUACUCAAUGGCGACGGAGGCCCCGUUUCGAAUGCUUCUGAUGCGACAUCGAUCAGCUACUCGCUGUGUACCUCUGCCUGUGGGACCGGACAAGAACCUUUUCAGUGGUCUGUAUUUUCGCAAGAUUUCAGUGCAUGGCUACUGCCCAACCUUGCAUUGAUUUCGCAGCUCCCCUUUGGGGCACAGUACAGGCUUGACAAUCUCAUGUCUGCUGUGUUAACCGUUGGGUCACCGGCACUUGCUGGGUACUCUUUAUUCAUCACGCUCCUCAAUUCUCGCUGGAUUACCCAGCAAUUUCGUCAAUCGGCGAAUUACCCCAAUUCCCGUUCCGUGGUCUCUAUCUUGAGCAGCCUGCAGCAAGUCCCACUAAGACUCCAUCUCGAUCGCGUCCCCUCUCUCCUUGUCCUUCCGGAAAACGACUGCUGGUGGAAAUAUUUCUCUGAAUUGGUGGACUACACACACACGUGGUCAAUUGCGUCCGCAACCUCCAUCGCCUGGGUAGUUGUCGCCUAUAUCGUGAAUGUAGUCAACUCACCAGCGGAUAUGUAUUCUGUAGCCGACGGUGAUCCCACUGGCUCACUGUGGCUGUGGUUGAUUCCAAUAGUCGUCGGAUGGCUGCAGCUCUCCCCCAAAUGCGAUUACGAUCGCUUGCAAGCGGCUUAUGAUCGUGCCGACCGACAUGCGCACCCAGGACCAGCAGGUGCUCAUAUGAGAACGCCACUUGCGUUCACACGAAGACCUUUAACAAUCACUGCUAAGGAGAAGGAUGUGAUGUCUCCAGACGAACUCCUUACCCCUCCAGUGUUUAAUUACUCGCGUUCGCUGCCAUGGGCAUCUACAGCCAACGCGAUCUCCCUGAUGUUCGAGGUAGCAUCAGAAAAGGCUGAAUGCCGUAUUCCCGUUCGUUCUGGGAGCGAAUGGGUCGAGUCCGACACUUCCGAAUCCAUCCACCCCAGCAAUCGAUAUGGGUCCUCCGAGGAAAUCGCCAGGUACUGUGCAGAGCCCUACUGUGCAGAGCCCUGUGGUGCAGAGCCAUUGGGUGCAGAGCCCAGCCAUUGGGGGCCUGGCGUCUUCACAAGAAUGGCCAUCGCUUCAUGCGCUUCGCUCAUAUUGCAAUGGGGAACGGUCGGAUCAGCGUUUAUAGCGGCAUGGUUCACUCCUACGACACGCAUGGGGUGUCGAGCUUUGAGCUACCUCCUCUAUGGAGCCAUAUCGACCUUAAUUUGGAUGAUGCUCCUGACGUCCAGUAUUCUCGCGCACUACGCCGCAGGUUAUUCCCAUCGACCAUCACUGUCUGCACGCAUUGCUCUAGCAUUGUCGCACGGGCUGCGAAGGAUGGGCAAAAUAUUAGCCAUUGCAAACUCCAUCUGGGUGGUGGUGUCGUGCAUUUUCGUGUAUUCCAACUUCUACGAUACAUGCUACUGCAAUUCCAGCGUGGUUAGUAGGGGAACGGGUUCAUACGAUGCGAUCAUCGAAACUGCACCCCAAGCUGCAGUUCUUAGGGCUGCUUGGAUCGGUGCCGUUGCGAUGGCAUCUACCUCAGCGUUAGCAUUCCUUGGUGUCAUGAAUCUUUUAUUGGACAGACUUCCGUUGUAGGGGCCGAUAUUUCUUGCAAGGUCAUACCCGUUAUCCCAUUUGUCUUGAACAACAUUUCUCAUCACUCCUUUUAUUCAACUUGAAGUACCCUUGAUUCCACCCACCUCGGCGUCACUAUAUCUAGAUUUGAUUUAUAUAUCACUUGCUUGUCACGAUCUACCUUUUGCCAAGUUGUUCAUCGUCUUUGGUGUUGUUUUAAAAUUGUUAUACGAAUUUCCAGCUACCAAGCUUGGGCAUGUCCAAAGUCUGAAAGCCUCAAAAGU